AUGGCCGGGAGGCGAGCCCUGGCUCCAAGCGUCUUCACCUUCGCGCUGGUCGCCGCCUCUGCCCUCCUGCUCGUGGUGUUGGAGCGCCAGUGGCUGUCGAGGGCGACCAAGGAAGGCGCGCCCUCGCCGGUAGAGCGGCCAGGCGAGCUAGGGGGGCCCGAAGGCGACGUAGGCCCUGAAGCGGACGCGUUGGCAGAGGUUGCAUGGCGAGCCCGUAACGCGUCUAUAGCUGCGGGCUGUGCGCGCGACGCCCUGCCCCGCUCGCUCUCCUCCCUCCCGCCGGGCGCUCGCUCCCUACUGUUGCGUCACGUGCUCGUAAACGACGAGUACCGCUUCCUCUACUGCUACGUGCCCAAGGUUGCCUGCUCCAACUGGAAGCGCGUCAUCAAGGUGCUAAGUGGAGCGAUGGAUUCGCUGAACCAAGCAGGCAAGAUGGAUCACAAGCGCGACCUCCUGUUCCUGUCAGACUUUACUGCUGAGGAGAUUGACUAUCGACUAAAGCACUAUUUCAAGUUCAUGUUCGUGCGGGACCCACUAGAGAGGCUUCUCUCUGCCUACCGCAACAAACUGGGAGAGACGGUGGAAUAUCAGCGCCGCAUCGGCUCACAGAUCCUUCGUAAAUACCGCCCGAACUGGCAGGGUGGCCCGGCCGAUGAUGUCACAUUCACGGAGUUUGCGAACUUCAUCGUCGACACCUUGGAGACCUCUGACCCCUGGCGCGUGGACGAGCACUGGGCGCCCGCCACCUCGCUCUGCCAGCCAUGCAUCAUGGGAUACGACCGUGUUGGCUCCUACAACAGCCUGCACGCAGACGCCCGUGCCGUGCUGGCCAUGGUUGGCGCUCCCCGUGGCUUCUCCUUCCCCCAGCGGCAGAGUUGGUACCGCCCCGUUACGCCGCAACUCCAUGCCUACUUCCUGUCCACACUGCCGCAGGGCAUGCUGGGAGAGCUCAUGGACCGCUACAAGUUGGACUACCUACUCUUUGGCUUCGAAAUGACUGAUGGAUUAGCACUAGCCACCGCUGCUAGGGAGACAGAGGAGGACGUUGUAGAGAGAUGGAACUGAGUGUUUUUUUUCUUCCAAAUAUUAUUUUUUUGUCUUUUCCCCCCGAGUUUUAUCCCAAUUGAGAGAUCAACUAUCACGCCCCUCUCGUGUCAGAGAACGGCCCGCGGAAGCGGACAUUACAGAGCUACUUGAGAUAUCCCUUCAGGUGACCUCUGGUGCACACAGUAAGGGGCAGAACUUUCUCACCGAAGCCGCCACAGAGUAACGUUACAGGUAUUUAAAAUUCCCUGAACUUGAAUGUCACCAAAUUAGGUGCAGAACCAAGUUUAAUACGAUGGGUUUUUAUAAAAAAUGGGUUUUUAUAAAAUGUAUUCAUUGGUGACCGCGCUGAGGCCUUCCACUCACUCCACUAGAGAACCUGGAUAAUCACAGGCGGCUGAAAACCGGAUUGAGAUUCGAACCUAGGUUCUGAGCGGUGCCAACUCGGUGCUAAGGCUUUAUUUUCAACUUUUUAAAAUUAAUGUUCAUAGAGUAUAUGUUACGAAUUUACAAAAUAAGUCCAUCUUUUUAUGGAAAUUAACAUGGAUUUUCAGGCCGUCUGCCUCAGGGGGUCUUGCUGACCAAUGUUGUUCACAUCCUCGCAGCGGCUUUUGGCUAGCCAUAGAACAAAGACGGUCACAGCAUUACACGCUUUCAGAUACACUUCUGUGGCUGUCUAGAACGCUCUUGCUUCCGAUAUUAGGAAGCCACUGCAGCUAUGCACUUUUAAAUAUAAAUUGAAAACUCACAUCUUUAGAACUGCUUUUUGUGUUUAGUAUGUUGUCCUUCCCCCGCACCUCCGAUUAGCAUGGUUGGCUAUGUACAGUCCGAAAGAAGUUCAGCAGACAUAUAUGCUGUUCCUGCAUCUCCUACUCCCCCAUUUCCUCCUACUACCUCCUCGCCCCAUUUCAUAGUCUAUUCUCUCCUCCCUCUUCUCCUACUCCACUCCUACUCCCGCAGCGUGGUAGUUGUCACAUUGGGCAAGUUUCUUAGAAUCCUUUAACCUCUGACUGACCCAGCAGUACGAAUGGGUAUACCACCAUCAGUAGGCCUCGUGUCAGUUGGGUAAAUUGUGGGCAAGAUAUUUGGCCAUUGCGGAAGAGUAGGCCAAAGUGACCUCUAUCGGGGCUCUAGAUUUCCCUCCUGUGGAGGCUCUUUCCUCAAGCAGUGUCUCGAGCCAUAAUUUGCAGGGCUGCACCUUUUAAAGACAAGGUAACCCGUACAGCUUUUGACAGGCUGUCGGGGCAAGGGCUGUUAGUGAGUACAUUUUAAACACACAUGGACACGGAGAUGAACGUUCAUAAAAAAACCUGCCUGAGCGUUGAGGUUGACCGUGCAGUGACCGUGGCGGUGUUGUGGGCCAUGAUUUGACGUGCCUUGGUGAGUGACUUUGUUUUGCACGUCGAUGAUGAGAUGAAUGGGGGAAUAAUCCACUUUUUUAAGCUUCCCGACUAAGGUUGAAAACGUUUACACAUUGGCUCUGUCAAACCACAAUAGGGGAAGUGAGUAGGGCGGUACAACAACUCAUGUAAACGUGAUCCAAUAUGAGCCACAGCUAAGUAUGAGAAUGUGUUUCUAUUGAAAAACGCCAAUGCAUAUGUCCCUGACAGCUGUCCCGUCACCUUAUAGCAGUGGAUUGACAGAGCCAAAAGCAUGUAUUUGCUCAAAUUCGUAGGCCGAGAUGCGAUUUAUCAAUAUGUUGAUGACGAGGUUUUGUUUUAGACCAGGUUUGUGCCUUUACAACAGGGAGUUGCUGUUACAUGAUGCAAAUAAAUACAAUGCAGUGCUUUG
This is a messenger RNA of Lethenteron reissneri (Far Eastern brook lamprey), 2835 nucleotides long. It is a transcript of the gene CHST14, whose product is annotated as carbohydrate sulfotransferase 14. Lineage: Eukaryota; Metazoa; Chordata; Hyperoartia; Petromyzontiformes; Petromyzontidae. Gene Ontology annotation, biological process: carbohydrate biosynthetic process. Gene Ontology annotation, molecular function: sulfotransferase activity. Gene Ontology annotation, cellular component: membrane. The record is from RefSeq and is a predicted model, not a curated record.